Aphanomyces astaci is the source of this 2092-nucleotide messenger RNA. RefSeq lists its product as hypothetical. The transcript is spliced from 6 exons. Lineage: Eukaryota; Oomycota; Saprolegniomycetes; Saprolegniales; Verrucalvaceae. Gene Ontology annotation, biological process: mRNA processing. The record is from RefSeq and is a predicted model, not a curated record. Gene Ontology annotation, cellular component: U2AF complex; nuclear speck; commitment complex. The coding region runs from base 73 to 1809 and encodes 578 amino acids. Gene Ontology annotation, molecular function: poly-pyrimidine tract binding; pre-mRNA 3'-splice site binding.
AAUUAGUGUACGAAUCCAGGGUAUUGUGCGGAGGGCGUUUAUCUGUCAAAACGAGUGGUAUUCCCGUCGAUUAUGGCAGGCCGCGGACGAGAACUCACCCUACCUGCAUGGAUGCGACAGCAGCAGCAGCAGGAAGCUCCUGUGCCGCCACCUCCUUCCGUUCAUAUGCAUCGACAUGACCCGAACAUCUAUGCAGAUGCCAGCGCCGAUCUGCCGAAGCCGAGUCGCAGCAGCCGCGAUGAUGGGUACGGUGGCAGUACCAGCACGAGACCCCGAGAAGAGCCGCGACGCGAUGAGUAUGCUUCUUCUUCUCGCCAAGACAACUCCCGUCGAGAAGACAUCUCAUCGUCGUCUCGACGGGACGAAGUGCCGCACUCUUCCCGUUCGAGAGACGACGCCCAACCUCCUCCUCCAUCCUCGUCGUCGCGCAGCAGUCGGGACGACGUGCCCCGUAGCAGCCAUCGAUCCAGCCACCACGAGUCUCGGUCUGACAAGCCUCGCGAGAGUGACCGCCGAGGCAGCGAUCGAGGGAGCGCGUCGGACCGCGGCUCUGACCGUCGACGAAGAGACCGCAGUCGGUCGAAGGGUAGCAGCAGUCGUGAUCCCCGACGGGACUACGACGAGCCGCGCAGCAGCCGCUCCUCUCGCGGCGAUCGGAAAGGCGACUUCAAGAAGAUGGAGGGCUUUGGCACGCUGUCGCUCAGCGGGUCUGGCCGCGUGCGCGUGCGGCGCUUUGACAUUCUUCCGGCGGGCGUCACCCAGGACACGGCGGCCACGUACGCGGCGGAAGUGAUCAUGCAAGCGAAACUGGCGGCGCUGUCGGGCAUCGUCGGCCCCGCCUCCUUUGGACCUCCCACGAACGCCCACAUGCAUCACCUCUCAUUUGGAGGCAGCCAGCACUCGCGCCAUGCUCGUCGGCUGUACGUGGGCGGCUUUGGCGAGAUCACGGAAGCCGAGAUCGAGCGCUUCUUCAACGAAGUGAUCGACAAAGCACUCGGCGAAGUUCAAGAGCAUGGCUCGGUCGUGUCGGUGUACAUCAACCGCGAACGCCAUUUUGCGUUUGUGGAGCUGAAAACGAUCGAACUGACCACAGCAUGCAUGGAGCUGGACGGGAUCACGUAUCAUGGCCAGCCACUCAAGAUCCGACGCCCCAACGACUACAACCCGUCCGCCGUCAAGGAAACUGGUCCCAUCCCGAAACUGGAUGUGAAUGCUCUGGGUAUCGUGUCGACCUCUGUAAGCGAUGGUCCUGGCAAAAUCUUUGUCGGGGGGCUGCCUUAUCAGCUUAAUGAGGAGCAAGUGAAGGAACUUUUACAAGCAUUUGGCGCGCUCAAGUCUUUCCACUUGGUGAAAGAACUCAACACCAACCUAUCCAAGGGAUAUGGCUUUUGCGAGUAUUUGGACCCCGCGAUCACGCAGAUUGCAUGCGCUGGGCUGAAUGACAUGCAAGUUGGCGACAAAAUCCUCACGGUGCGGACGGCGCAGACGGCGGGCGGCCUCUUCCCCCCGCAAUUUGACCCCCUCACGGGCACCGAGCCCCUCGCGGUCGUGCCGUCGGCGCCGCUCGGGCAGCCGUCCCGCGUGCUCGUGCUGCUCAAUAUGGUCACCCCCGCCGAUCUCUCGGAUCCGGAGGAGUUUCAGGAUAUUUGCGACGACAUCCGCGCCGAGUGUGAAAAGUCUGGCGCGGUGCAAGAUAUGGUCGUGCCGCGCCCGGGGGAGGCGCAGUACCACCCGUCGUCAGUGUGCAAGGUAGGAAACAGUAUUGGGCUUUUUUGUGCAUAUUUUGGGUUUUUUUUUAGAGUUUUUUAGAGUUUUUGGAUUGUGUAACGUGGAAUGUAGAUUUUUGUCGCAUUUGCCCAACUCGAGUGUGCGGAAGCAGCGGCGAAUGAACUGCACGGACGCGGGUUUGCCAACCAGACGGUCGCCGUGGAAUUCAUGGACGAAGCCAAAUUCACCCGCCGUGACUUUUAAUACUAGGACGUUUUCAUUCGUUUUGACAGGGAAUUACUAUUAGACCCAUCGUAGGACGACUUAACAGUGCACGACAGCUUCGAAGGUGCCUUUGAGCAUAACUUUUGGUACAAAACUGUUA